Messenger RNA from Cladophialophora immunda, 1617 nucleotides. RefSeq lists its product as uncharacterized. The transcript has 3 exons. The record is from RefSeq and is a predicted model, not a curated record. Bases 1 to 1617 code for a protein of 538 amino acids. Gene Ontology annotation, biological process: transmembrane transport; carbohydrate transport. Gene Ontology annotation, molecular function: carbohydrate:proton symporter activity. Lineage: Eukaryota; Fungi; Ascomycota; Eurotiomycetes; Chaetothyriales; Herpotrichiellaceae. Gene Ontology annotation, cellular component: membrane.
AUGGCGGUCAGGGCACCUUACCUUGGCCUGCGAGGCAAGCGCCUGACAACAGCGCUGAUUGCAAUGGUUGUCUGUCCCGCCUACAUUUUAAUCGGCUAUAACAACGCCGCCGCUGGUGGUUUGUUGACACUUCCAUCCUUCGUUGAGACCUUCCCGAGGAUUGAUACUGUCAAUACGACGGGCAAACAGCAGGCGGACAAUGCAAGGAUUCAGGGUACCGUUGUGGCACUGUACACCGUUGGUUGCAUGUUCGGCUCUCUUCUGUGUCUGAAGCUCGGCGAUAAGCUCGGUCGUCUGCGCACCAUCAUGAUAGGCUCCGUCAUCGAGAUCGUCGGCGCGAUCAUUAUGUGCACCUCUUUCUCUCUGGGACAGCUCAUUGUCAGCCGUGUCAUUCUCGGCUUCGGUUUCGGUGCCAUCAGUGCCACAGUUCCCGUCUGGCAGUCUGAGUGCUCUCCCGCCGAACACCGUGGAGCGCUGGUUGUGCUUGAGGGGAUGUUUGCAAGCUGUGGCCUGGCGCUCAGCCAGUGGGUCGAGUUGGGCUUCUUUUUUGCACCGGGCAGCGUGAGCUGGCGGUUCCCCUGGGCGUUUCCGAUUGUGCUCGCCAUCUGGAUUCUGACAGCUUGCAUGUUCCUGCCUGAUUCGCCAAGGUGGUUGGUCAAGAAGGGACGCAUUGCCGAAGCGACCACCAUCCUUGCCAUUCUUGAAGACCUUCCUGAGGAUUCGCCUGAGAUCCAGACCUCCAUUCACGAGAUGCAGAAGUCACUCGCGGAGAUGGGCAAAGGCAGCCUCCUAGGCCUUUUCCGCAACAAGGGUGACCGACUGCUAAAUCGCACCUUUUUGGCAUGUUUCAGCACCUUUUCGCAGCAGAUGAACGGCGCGGGCGUCAUUGGGUUUUAUACGACCACCAUCUUUGAGCAAUAUGUUGGUCUUUCAGCACUCACCUCCCGUAUUCUAUCGGGAUCAGUGUACACCUGGCAGAUCGCCUGCUCAUUCUUGACCAUCUACACUGUCGAUCGCUUCGGCCGCCGCCCGUUGAUGCUUCUCGGUGCCGCAGGCAUGGGCGCAGUCUUCAUCGUCCUUGUCGGUACUGUCGGACACGCCGCAGAUUCUCGCGCAUGCUCGAUCGUGUCAGCUCUAUGUGUCUUUUUGUACGGCUUCUUCUUUACCGUAGGCGCGCUGGGUGUCAAUUAUCUCUACGGAACAGAAGUCGCUCCCUUGGCAUACCGCGUGCCGAUUUACAGCCUGACCUCGACGACCCUGUGGAGCAUCAACUUCCUCGUGGUGGAGAUUACGCCAAUUGGGUUUACGAACCUGGGAAACAAGUUCUUCAUUAUCUUUGCCGUUACCAACCUGUGUCUAAUUCUCCCCGUGGUAUACUUCUUCUUCCCUGAGACGCGCAAGCAUUCACUCGAAGCCAUCGACGCCGUUUUCAAGGGCGCCACCAGCCCUUUCGACGUCGUCCGCCGUGCUAAGAAGCUCCCCUCCGAUGUCGUGCGACGGGAUGAUGCAAUCCAUAUGGUUGAAGCUGGAAAGUCGGAUGAGGUGAACACGUCGCAGGAGGGGGAGGAGUCCCAAAAUGAGAAGGCCGUUUAUCAAAUGGUGGAGAAAGUUGCAUAA